AUAUCUUGCUGGUACGAUUUGGUAUGGUGGUGGAUACUGCUGGUGCCAAAGAGCACUUAAAUACUUGCUUUUGAGAUCCAAGCUCUGUUCCCGCGCCACCACUCCAAACCAAUCCCGGAUGCGCGCGGCGGCGGAGGCGGCGGCGUCAUCUUUGGACCCGGCGCGGCUCCACGCGGUGCUGAUCAAGACGGCGUCGGGCGACCGCGCCGCCCACCACCGCGUGCUGUCCCUCUACCCGGCGUCCUCCUCCGUCCGGCUGCUCCUCCGCCACCUCCCCUUCCCCCCGACCCACGUCUCCUGGACCGCCGCCCUCUCCUCCCUCUCCCGCUCCCGCUCCCCGCCGUCCUCCGUCUUCCUCCUCCUCCGCCUCAUCCUCCGCAGCUCCCCUCCUCUCCUCCUCUCCGAUGGCGCCGUCUCCGCCGCUCUCAAAUCCCUCUCCGUCUCCAUCUCCGUCUCCGUCUCCCUCCGCCUCGCACUCCCACUCCACUCCCUCGCCCUCAAGCUCGCCAUCGCCCGCCUCCCCUUCUCCGGCUCCGCCCUCGUCUCCCUCUACGCCAAAUCCCGCCUCCCCUCCCACGCGCUCAAGGCGUUCGACGAUAUUCCCCACCCGGACCCCGCCUGCUUCGCCGCCGCCAUCGUCGCCCUCGCGCAGAACCGCCGCCCCGCCCCUGCGCUCGCCCUCUUCGCCUCCAUGCGCGCCCGCGGCGUCCGCUCCACAAUGUACGCCGUGUCCGCGGCCCUACGCGCCGCCGCCGACCUCGCCGCGCUCGACCUCUCCCGCUGCGCCCACGCCCACGCCCUCGUCGUCGGCCUCGACGCCGACCUCUUCGUCGCCACCGCCCUCCUCGACGCCUACGGCAAGGCCGGCCUCGUCGCCGACGCCCGCCGCCUGCUCGACGCGCUGCUCGGCGCCGCCAACCUCGUCACCUGGAACGCCAUGCUCGCCGCGCACGCGCAGCAGGGGGACCUGGACGCCGCCCUCGGCGUGUUCGGCGAAAUGCGCGAACGCGACCUCGCGCCAGACGAUUUGACCUUCCUCGCGAUCCUCACUGCGUGCAGCAACGCCGGCGCGGCGGAUGCGGCAGAGGAGUGGAUCAAGCUGAUGGAGUCGCGAUACGGCGUUGCGCCCGGCCUCGCGCACUACACGUGCCUCGUGGGCUCGCUGGCACGCGUCGGCCGUCUCGGCGACGCCGAGCGCGUCGCGCUGGCCAUGCCGUUCGCACCCGAUGCGGCUGUGUGGCGGACUCUGCUCUCCGGCUCCAUAAUUCACCGCCGGGCCGACAUAGCCGAAUCGUCGGGGCGGCGCCUGUUAGAGCUCGACCCGCAUGAUGAUUCAGCCUACGUCAUGCUCGCGAACGUAUGUUCAGCCACGGGGAGAAUGGACGAGGUGGCCAAGCUGUGGACGGCGAUGAGGGACCGCGGAGUGAAGAAGGAAGGCGGGCGGAGCUGGGUCGAGGUGCGAGGUGCAGUGCACGUGUUCGUCGCCAACGAGCGGAGGCACGCACGAACUAGCGAGAUCUAUGCAAAACUAGAGGAAUUGAUGCGAGAAGUGAAGAAGUUGGGCUACGAAGAAGAGGAUGCGGGGCUUCGGCACCACAGUGAGAGGUUGGCCAUGGCGUUCGCAGUGCUCAGCGGGGCCGCGCCGAAGGGGAAGGAGCUUAGAGUGGUGAAGAAUCUAAGGAUAUGUGGAGAUUGCCAUGAGCUUUUUAAGUAUGUGAGUAGGGUGAUUGAGAGGGAGAUUGUGGUGAGGGAUGUGAAUAGGUAUCACAGGUUCCAGAAUGGAUCCUGCACCUGCAGGGACUACUGGUGAAAUGCUGCUGUUUAAGGAAGCCAUAGAUUCUGUUUAUAUUCAUCGGCGCCAUUAUCGGAUUCUUUCGUUUUCGCAGGCCACCGGAUCAUACGAGACACCUGAUGACCAAAAGGGCUGAUGAAUGCGACACAAUCUGAAUCGAAACAUGUAUUAAGGACAGGAUUUGAACCUGUAAGAGCUGACCAAUUCUGACACAAACAGUACUUGUUGCGUAGAGCUCUUCUCUGAUCGAAAUCGGUUCAAUAUUUAAGAAUUAGAACUUCUACAUUUGACGCUCAUUCAGCUUUAUACCACAGCAAACGUUUCGGAGUGACUGCCAAACUAAUAGACACUUAACCACGAAGUCAAGGCGGCUUACCGUUGUCAAAAGCUAUUAUUUUUGGAUUGAGGUUUGGGGUUUCAAUUCAAAUGUGGCAAUGAACUGCACCAAAAUUCUGGGUAGGAAACCUGAUUGCAAAGAAAUUUGGGCAUGUCAGAGAUGGAUAAGUUCUUGCACAUUAUGUGUUGACAUAUUUGACCUAUUGAGAUUGUAGAGCUUGUUUCACUGGGAACCAAUAAGAGAGAGAGAGAUAUUGCUAUUGAAUUUUUCGGCCAAAUUAUAACAACAUGUUGCAACACCAUUGACAUUGUCACACUCAGAAGUAUCCAUGUUGUGUUGAUUCAGAUGCUAUUUUCAUUUUUUUGAUUCACUA
Ananas comosus (pineapple) is the source of this 2502-nucleotide messenger RNA. RefSeq names its product pentatricopeptide repeat-containing protein At4g02750-like. Bases 119 to 1810 code for a protein of 563 amino acids. Lineage: Eukaryota; Viridiplantae; Streptophyta; Magnoliopsida; Poales; Bromeliaceae. Gene Ontology annotation, molecular function: zinc ion binding; protein binding; RNA binding. The record is from RefSeq and is a predicted model, not a curated record. Gene Ontology annotation, biological process: RNA modification. The transcript has a single exon.